This is a messenger RNA of Phycomyces blakesleeanus NRRL 1555(-), 1416 nucleotides long. RefSeq lists its product as hypothetical. The coding region runs from base 1 to 1416 and encodes 471 amino acids. Gene Ontology annotation, molecular function: spermine transmembrane transporter activity. The record is from RefSeq and is a predicted model, not a curated record. Gene Ontology annotation, biological process: transmembrane transport; spermine transport. NCBI's taxonomy places the organism in Eukaryota, Fungi, Mucoromycota, Mucoromycetes, Mucorales, Phycomycetaceae. Gene Ontology annotation, cellular component: fungal-type vacuole membrane. The transcript has a single exon.
AUGCCUGACGAGAAAAAAGUGACAGUUCACUAUGUAAAUUGGGAAGAAAAUGAUCCAGAAAACCCAAAUAAUUGGCCAGCCAGAACACGCUGGAUGUACACAAUGUUAGUCGCAAGUCUUGUCGUUUCUGCUGCAUUCAGUUCCUCUGUGGUCACUGGUCGUCUGCAAGGUCCUAUGGAAGAUUUUGGUGUCAGUAAAGAAAUUUCUAUUCUUCAAGUUUCACUCAUGGUCUUUGGUUUCAUGAUUGGCCCUUUGUUGUGGAGUCCCUUAUCUGAGCUUUAUGGCCGCAAGCCUAUAUAUGUCUGUGCUCUUUUCAUUUAUGUCAUCUUCAAUAUCCCUUGUGCAGUUGCAAAGAACAUCGAAACACUUCUUGUCUGCCGAUUCUUUUCUGGCUUCUUUGCCUCAGCUGGUCUUACUAUUGCUGGUGGCAGUAUCAGUGAUCUUUUCCACGCAAGAGAGCGUGGUAAUGCCAUUGCCUACUUUGCCGCUGCCCCUUACGCUGGUCCUGUCUUGGGUCCUAUUGUUGGUGGCUGGAUUUCUGUUGGUACCCAAAGCUGGCGCUGGAUCUAUUGGGUCAACAUGAUGCUUGCUGGUGUCCUCUGGGUUCUUAUCUGUCUUAUGCCCGAGACUUAUCAUCCUGUUCUUUUGGCUAGACGUGCUAAGCGAUUAAGACAAGAAACUGGUGACCCUAGCUAUGUUACUGUUGAAGAAGAAUUCCCUACUCCUUUGUCCGAAUUGCUCAGAUCCAAUCUUAUCCGACCCUUUGAAAUGAUUGUUACCGAACCCAUCCUUUUGCUCAUGUCCAUGUAUAUUUCCAUUAUCUACGCUCUCCUUUACGCUUUCUUCUUUGCCUAUCCAAUCAUCUUUGCCGAUAUCCACCACAUGAAUGACGGCGAAGUUGGCGUAACAUUCUGUGGCGUUCUUGUCGGUACCUUUCUUGCACUUCUAGUCACUCCUUGGCUUGAACGUGUUUAUCAACGAUCUGGUGAAAAGAAUCCUACCGGUGAACCUACUCCCGAAAACCGCCUUCCUGGUAUGAUGCUUGCAGCUCCUUUCAUUCCUGUCUCGCUCUUUAUCUUUGGCUGGACCUCCUUCUCUUGGGUCCACUGGUUUGGACCCGUUUCUUCUGGUAUUCCUUUUGGCUUCGGAAUGGUCUUGGUGUACUAUUCUGCUAACAACUAUAUCAUCGACUGCUUCCCUCGUUAUGUGACUUCGGCUCUUGCCGCAAAGACACUCGUGCGUUCCGGUACUGGUGCCGCAUUCCCACUUUUUAUCAUUCAGAUGUACCAUGGUAUGGGUAACCAGUGGGCCAGUACACUUUUAGCCUUUAUCAGUUUGGCUAUCGUUCCUAUUCCUUACGCAUUCUACUUUUACGGAGCUCGUAUUCGUGCUCGUAGUAAGACAGCCACCCAUUAG